Musa acuminata subsp. malaccensis (wild Malaysian banana) is the source of this 1360-nucleotide messenger RNA. RefSeq names its product homocysteine S-methyltransferase 2. Gene Ontology annotation, molecular function: S-adenosylmethionine-homocysteine S-methyltransferase activity. NCBI's taxonomy places the organism in Eukaryota, Viridiplantae, Streptophyta, Magnoliopsida, Zingiberales, Musaceae. The record is from RefSeq and is a predicted model, not a curated record. Gene Ontology annotation, biological process: S-methylmethionine cycle.
ACAGGAUUGGGGAUGGAGGAUGUUUGUGAAGGGAACGCCACCGAUACAGCUCUGUUUUUCUUCCCAUAAUAGCCGCAACGGGGGCGUUUCAUGAACCCCAUCUUACCCUUCCGGGAAUCAGAAGAAUUACCGAGGGCGGACUCAAAUCUCUUCCCUAUAUAUCCCCACGCACGCGACCAACUUCGGGAACCACCCAUCCCAUCCCAUCCUUUCCGCCUCCGUGAGAAUGGCGGCCGGGGAAGUGGAAAUCGCGCCCUUCUCUCUCUCGCACGCGCACGCAGGCACGCACCGUGGGACGGGGUUCGGUGCCCGUCUGAUGCGGGAGUUCCUCAGGGAGGCCGGUGGAUGCGCCGUCAUCGACGGCGGGCUGGCCACGGAGCUCGAAGCACAUGGAGCCGACCUAAAGGACCCCCUGUGGAGCGCCAAGUACCUCUUCACCUCCCCCGACCUCAUCAAGAAGGUCCAUUUAGACUAUCUUGAAGCUGGUGCAAACAUCUUGAUCACCGCAUCCUAUCAGGCUACCAUACAAGGUUUCGAGUCUAGAGGCUUCUCUACGGAGGAAAGUGAGGCCUUGUUGCGGAGAAGCGUCGAGCUUGCAUGCGAAGCACGAGAGAUAUUUCAGGGGCGACGCCUUAGAGCCUCCGAUAGAUGCAGCAAGGACGGCAUCAGUUCUAAGCAACACCCUGUUCUGAUUGCAGCAUCGAUAGGAAGCUAUGGAGCAUAUUUGGCAGAUGGCUCUGAGUAUAGUGGUAAUUAUGGCCUCGAAGUGACUCUGGAGACGCUCAAAGAUUUCCACAGGAGAAGACUUCAGGUUCUCUCUGAAGCUGGAGCAGAUAUAAUUGCUUUUGAGACAAUUCCAUGUAAAAUUGAAGCACAGGCAUAUAUUGAGCUACUUCAAGAGUGUAAUAUAAAAAUUCCAGUCUGGUUUUCUUUCACCUCAAAUGAUGGGAUCAACAUUGUCAGUGGAGACUCUUUGAUGGAUUGUGCUUCGAUAGCUGAUUCCUGUGACAAUGUUGUUGCAAUUGGAUUCAACUGUACUUCUCCCAGAUAUAUUCACAGUUUAAUUCUAUCUAUCAGGAAGUUGACAGAAAAGCUAAUCGUGAUCUAUCCAAACAGUGGUGAAAGCUAUGAUCCUGACAAAAAGGAGUGGGUGGCAUCCAAUGGUGUUUCUGGUGAAGAUUUUGUUUCAUAUGUUAGCAAGUGGCAUGAGGCUGGAGCUUCUCUUAUAGGAGGUUGCUGUAGAACAACCCCAGACACCAUUAGGGCAAUCGCCAAAGCUCUGCGCAAGGACUUUUAUCUGCUGCAUAAUGACACUGAAAGAAAUAUACUCAAAGACAGCUUCUUGAUCGACUCUGCAUAA